AUGGCGAUCCCCGGCCAGCGGUUCGAACUGGAUCUGGACGCAAAUGAUUUUACCGUAAAGCCUCUCAGUGAGCAUGAUCACUUCUCGAGCCCUGUUUCCAUGAUCAAGGAUCUGCAAGAACACGACUCCGAGUCUCCUCCACCUCCCCCCGUCUUCAGGUCUACAAAGUCGGGCUUUCCUGAACACAAAUCUCGCUUCAACGCAUCUUCUUUCAAGCAGAGACAAGAGGGUGCGAGGGCGAGAAUACCCCCAACAGCCGCUUCUCGUUUGGAACCCUCUGAUAGAGCCAUUACCCAUCAGGUGGCCAAAAAAUAUGGUGUCGAUUUUGACUCACAGCAGAAAGCGGACAUAGAAGAGGAAAACAAGAGACGAAUUGCUGAAAUGUCUUCAGAAGAUAUCGAAGAAGCGCGUGCUGAGCUCAUGAAAACACUCAACCCUGCCUUUCUCGAACGCCUGUUGAAGCGAGCCAAUAUCGACGAAGACUCUUCGAACCAGAAUUCAUGGCCCGAAGACGCAGAAAAUGUCCUGCAAGGACACCCGGCUCAUGAGAACGUUAUCUCGGAUCCUCCUGUCCAAAAGCCUGACCAGACAUCUUCAGGUCCUACAGUCCAUUUUCCUGCGCCCCCAAGAUUGCAGUCGGAAUAUGUUCCCCUAGACACCAACGACCCUUCUUUCCUUUCUGAACUCAAAUCCCACUACUUUCCCGAAAUAUCUCAUGACCCACAGUCGCUGUCCUGGCUCCAAGACCCUACGGAUACGGAAGAACAAGAAUCAUUAUACAAUCCUGAGAGGGAUUCAUUUCCCCCAUCGGCUUUGCGUUUUGGCUUCAACGGCCGUCUGAUUCCCCCAAAAGAAAGCUUAGAUAUCGAUGUGAAGCAGGGUCUUCAUCAUCAUGGUGACGCACCGAGCAGCGCUGGGUAUACUAUUCCCGAGCUUUCACUACUGGCCAGAUCUUCUCUACCGAACCAGCGAUGUGUGGCAUACCAAGUGUUGGGGCGAAUCUUGUACAGGAUAGGGAGGGGUGAUUUUGGCGCCCGCGGAAGCGACCUUCAAGAGGCGCUUUGGUACACCAUUGAGCAUGAAAAGCCACUCGAGGUUAUGAUGAGUGAAGCCAAUCGUCAAUCCGGCCAUGCCAGUGCCAAAGCCUAUGCCACCGAGGCUCUAUGGCUCUGGCGGCAGGGAGGCGGCGGCGACAGAGGUGUCCUCAAACCAGGCCAGAAUCUUGCAAAAUAA
Messenger RNA from Exophiala bonariae, 1233 nucleotides. RefSeq lists its product as uncharacterized. The coding region runs from base 1 to 1233 and encodes 410 amino acids. Gene Ontology annotation, biological process: transcription by RNA polymerase II. The record is from RefSeq and is a predicted model, not a curated record. NCBI's taxonomy places the organism in Eukaryota, Fungi, Ascomycota, Eurotiomycetes, Chaetothyriales, Herpotrichiellaceae. The transcript has a single exon.